Dunckerocampus dactyliophorus (ringed pipefish) is the source of this 3137-nucleotide messenger RNA. RefSeq names its product RAB11 family interacting protein 4 (class II) b (gene rab11fip4b). Gene Ontology annotation, cellular component: cleavage furrow; recycling endosome membrane; endocytic vesicle. The transcript is spliced from 13 exons. Gene Ontology annotation, biological process: regulation of cytokinesis; endocytic recycling. The record is from RefSeq and is a predicted model, not a curated record. Bases 247 to 1899 code for a protein of 550 amino acids. Lineage: Eukaryota; Metazoa; Chordata; Actinopteri; Syngnathiformes; Syngnathidae.
GGGGCCAUGAAUGGACAAGUCAAGCAGUGUGAACGACGCCACUCUUGGGACGUGCUGGUGUGUGACGACUUUGUCACUGUGUGUUUCGAACGGCGAGAUAAGGAGCAGCUACUUUCUUUUAGCCAAUGGUGCAUCGCUCCGCUUUGGACGGUACCUUUGGACUUUUAGCCAAGAUUACUCCGCUGAAGGGAGCACCUGUUCGUGUGUCCGCUGUUAGCUGAGGCGCAGGCCAGCGGUAGAGAGUGGAUGACUUCGGUGGAUGAAGGUCUGUCUGGAUCCAAGAGGGGGGCCGCUGACCGUGGACCUCCCUCUUUAGGAAGCGAGGGCAGCGAGGAGGAGCGUCUCCCUCCGAUCAUCAUGUGUACACGGGCCCAUCCUGACAUCGUCCCCAACAGCCCACUGUUCCCCGGAGACGUGGAGGAGGACGAGGGCAAGGAGAGAGACUCCGAUAGAGACAGUGCUGUGGAGAGCACCCAAGGGUCUGACACUUCAGAGGGGCCAACCAGACUGGGGUACAAGGAAGACAUCUUGGGGGAUCUCUUCUUCCCCUCUGAGAAGACAAGCGGCACGAGCAACUCCGUCACCUCAGACCUGUCAACACGUUCCUCAGCUUCUUUGAACGAAGAGCAGUUCGAGGACUACGGUGAAGUGGAGGAGCCCGACUACGCUCCCAGCAGCCCCUAUCCAGAAGACGAGAGCCGUACCAACGGAUACUCUGAUCUUGGAUCUUCUGUGCCUUCGAGUGCGGGCCAGACUCCACGUAAAGUGCAACAACAUUACCCUGCAGAGAUGAUGGAUGUCUACUGUUGUCAGUGCAGCAAAAAGGUCAACCUGCUCACUGACCUGGAGGCUCGUCUCAAAAACCUCAAGGCUAACAGCCCUAACAGGAAAAUCUCCAGCACAGCAUUUGGAAGGCAGUUGCUCCACAACAGCAACUUGAGUAGCAGCAAUGGCAGCACGGAGGACCUUUUCCGAGAUAGCAUCGACUCCUGUGACAUCGACAUCAAUGAGAAGGUAACUUCCUUGGAGAAGAAGGUUGCAGAACUGGAGAAUGAAAUUUCAAUGAACGAUGAUCUGAAGUCUAAGCUGAAGCAGGACAACACUCAUCUAGUACACCGGGUUAAUGAACUUGAGGAACAGCUGAAAGACCAGGAGACACGGGAGAACCAAAAUCUACAGGGGGAGCUGAGGCGACAUCGAGAGACCUUCAGCAAGAUGGAGAGAGACAAAACCACACAGAUUGAGCUGCUCAACAACCGAGUUAAGCAGCUGGAGGAUGAGAAAAAUGAGAUGCAUAUUAACAUGAGCAGACUGAAGACACAGACAGAGAAACUGGAUGAGGAGAAGCAAAGGAUGACAGAUAAACUGGAGGACACCAGCUUGCGCCUGAAGGAUGAAAUGGACCUGUACAGAAAAAUGAUGGACAAACUGAGACAAAACAGGCAGCAGUUCCAGGAAGAGAAACAGGCCAUGCAGGAGCUGAUGGAGGACCUGCGGCGAGAGUUGGAGCACUUGCAGCUCUUCAAACUGGAGGCCGAAAAGCCCGGACGCGGCCGCAGCUCUUCUUCUGGUCUGGCUGACUACAACAACAGGACCAGGGAGGUGGAGCUGGAGUACGAGGUCAAGAGGCUCAAGCAGGAGAACCAGAGACUGAAGGACCAGAAUGAUGAUCUGAACGGCCAAAUUCUCAGUUUGAGCUUGUACGAAGCCAAGAAUUUGUUUGCCACGCAGACCAAGGCCCAGUCGCUGGCUGCCGAGAUAGAUCAUGCCUCCAGGGAUCAGUUAAUGGAAGCCCUGAAGGAACAGGAAGAAAUCAACAUGCGCCUGAGACAGUACAUGGACAAAAUCAUCCUCUCUAUCCUCGAUCACAACCCUUCCAUUUUGGAGAUCAAGGCCUAGCAGCGACUACGUAUAUGGAGUUGGCACAACACUGGAAUAUAGAAAACUGGGACAUCUUCCCCUGUUGUUCAUUCUUUGAAGAACAAUCUUCAAGGGAGUAUGCUGAACUAAAGGGAGUGACUUGAGGGUCACACUACUGUGGCUCUUUAACGUCAUCUGCAUUUUUUUUCUACACUGUCUGUGCUGUGAAGACAUACUUGUUAGUGUCUUGUGCUCGACACACUUUGGAACUGGAAAGUCUAAGCUAGACACGCGCACCCUGGUACAAAAACUUUGGAACUGGAAAGUCUAAGCUAGACACGCGCACGCUGGUACAAAAACUGGAAGAGCCUAUCCCAGCGGACAUGUUUUGCCUAAUAUUAGUUGAAGGACACGAUAGCCUGGUGUAGGCCUAAUUGUAAGCAAUAUGAGAUGCUAGGCAACUAAAACGGCAAGCUGACCCAAAGUUUUAGGCUGAUUUAACAGUAAUCUGUUAUGUAAGUGGAGCAUUUGGAACUGGCAUAUUUGAAAAGCAGGUUGAGAAAAGUGGAAAAAGUGGUCAGACCUAUCAAGGUUACAGCAGAAGGAAAGCAAGUCUUCCCUAAAGACUAUGGUUCACGAUAUGUGGAGUAGGGUUUUGGUGAAGUUGCUUCUUUGCAAAUGAAGGUAAUAUAUUUGUUUACUCUUGAACAUGUCUUCCAGGAACACUGUGUCACUGUUCUGAGUCGGGUUUAUUCAUGCGUCACUUUCGGGAGAGGAAGCCGCCGCCAAGGAGUGUCUUUAAACUGUAACUUACAUGACCGCCCCACGCUUGAAAGGUACACUGCUGUUAGCAAUAAUAAUAAGCUCAGCCAUGUUGCACAGAAAAGUUAUGAUGUAUAAUGUACGGAAUGUGACUUUGUGUUGCCACUGGAAGUGAAAUCAGCUCAGAUAAUGUGCGCAUACAUGGAAGGAGCCUGUACGAAGCAAAUGGUCCUGUGAUACUUUUUAAUAUCAUGAAUGUACAUCUUGAUAUUUCACUUUACAUGUGAGAAGGGACAACAAUGCUGUAUUAUGUACUUAACUAAAACUUGAGUUUUGCUUCCUUGCACAAAACCUUUAGUUUCCCUUUGCAUGGUUCAUACUUUCUCAGUCUGUGCCUUGGGAGGACAAUUUUCAGGUGGAUGUUAUAAGAUGAAUUGAUUAUGGAGGUACAAUGUAUGUCUUAAUCAUUUUUCUGGAUUUGUAAAUGUUGUAAUUACAUAGUGAUCAUUUGUAAA